Molecule: messenger RNA, 3737 nt
Organism: Oreochromis aureus
Lineage: Eukaryota; Metazoa; Chordata; Actinopteri; Cichliformes; Cichlidae
Product: GATA zinc finger domain-containing protein 14-like
Exons: 5
Coding region: 1-3606 (1201 amino acids)
Source: RefSeq, a predicted model, not a curated record
AUGUUAGUAUCAGGAGUUGGUUCUGAAAGCACCACCACCACCACUGUGACCACCACUGCCACCCCACAAACCUCAACAGCAUCCAGUACCAACCAGCCCUCUUCUACCACCAGUGGAGGUAUUACAGUGUUCACUACUCAUUCUUCCUCAACCACUAACCACUCCGCAGUGUCAGCAUCCACUAACUCCCAGUCUCCCCCAACCACCUCUGCAGUCUUCCACCACCACCCUCUCUUCAGUAGUUACCUCCACCACAACUGCAUCAGGAGGCACAGCAUCAACCACCAGCCAGUCCCCCACAUCCACACUAACAGGAACAGCAUCAACCACAAGCCAGUCCCCCACACUAACAGGCACAACAUCACCCACCAGCGAAUCCCCUACAUCCACACUAACAGGAACAGCAUCAACCACCAGCCAGUCCCCUACAUCCACACUAACAGGAACAGCAUCAACCGCCAGCCAGUCCCCCACACUAACAGGCACAACAUCACCCACCAGCGAAUCCCCUAUAUCCACACUAACAGAAGCAGCAUCAACCACCAACCAGUCCCCCGCAUCCACACUAACAGGAACAGCAUCAACCACCAGCCAGUCCCCCACAUCCACAGGCACAGCAUCAACCACCAACGAGUCCCCUACAUCCACCCUAACAGGAACAGUAUCACCCACCAGCCAGUCCCCUACAUCCACACUAACAGGAACAGCAUCAACCGCCAGCCAGUCCCCUACAUCCACACUAACAGGAACAGCAUCAACCGCCAGCCAGUCCCCUACAUCCACACUAACAGGAACAGCAUCAACCGCCAGCCAGUCCCCUACAUCCACACUAACAGGAACAGCAUCAACCGCCAGCCAGUCCCAUACAUCCACACUAACAGGCACAACAUCAACCACACUAACAGGAACAGCAUCACCCACGAGCCAGUCCCCUACAUCCACACUAACAGGAACAGCAUCACCCACCAGCCAGUCCCCUACAUCCACAGGCACAGCAUCAACCACCAGCGAGUCCCCUACAUCCACACUAACAGGAACAGCAUCACUCACCAGCGAGUCGCCUACAUCCACACUAACAGGAACAGCAUCAACCACCAGCCAGUCCCCUACAUCCACACUAACAGGAACAACAUCACCCACCAGCCAGUCCCCUACAUCCACACUAACAGGAACAGCAUCAACCGCCAGCCAGUCCCCUACAUCCACACUAACAGGAACAGCAUCAACCGCCAGCCAGUCCCCUACAUCCACACUAACAGAAACAGCAUCAACCGCCAGCCAGUCCCCUACAUCCACACUAACAGGAACAGCAUCAACCGCCAGCCAGUCCCCUACAUCCACACUAACAGGAACAGCGUCAACCGCCAGCCAGUCCCCUACAUCCACACUAACAGGAACAGCAUCAACCGCCAGCCAGUCCCCUACAUCCACACUAACAGGAACAGCAUCAACCACCAGCCAGUCCCCUACAUCCACACUAACAGGAACAACAUCAAUCGCCAGCCAGUCCCCUACAUCCACACUAACAGGAACAGCAUCAAUCGCCAGCCAGUCCCCUACAUCCACACUAACAGGAACAACAUCACUCACCAGCGAGUCCCCUACAUCCACACUAACAGGAACAGCAUCAAACGCCAGCCAGUCCCCUUCAUCCACACUAACAGGAACAGCAUCACCCACCAGCCAGUCUCCUGCAUCCACAGGAACAGCAUCAACCGCCAGCGAAUCCCCUACAUCCACAGGCACAGCAUCAACCACCAACCAGUCCCCUACAUCCACACUAACAGGAAUAGCAUCAACCACCAGCCAGUCUCCUACAUCCACACUGACAGGAACAGCAUCAACCGCCAGCCAGUCCCCCACACUAACAGGCACAACAUCACCCACCAGCGAAUCCCCUACAUCCUCACUAACAGGAACAGCAUCAACCACCAGCCAGUCCCCUACAUCCACACUAACAGGCACAACAUCAACCACCAGCCAGCCCCCCACAUCCACAGGCACAGCAUCAACCACCAGCGAGUCCCCUACAUCCACACUAACAGGAACAGCAUCAACCACCAGCGAGUCCCCUACAUCCACACUAACAGGAACAGCAUCACUCACCAGCGAGUCCCCUACAUCCACACUAACAGGAACAGCAUCAACCGCCAGCCAGUCCCCUACAUCCACACUAACAGGAACAACAUCACCCACCAGCCAGUCCCCUACAUCCACACUAACAGGAACAGCAUCAACCACACUAACAGGAACAGCAUCAACCAUCAGCCAGUCCCCCACAUCCACACUAACAGGAACAGCAUCAACCACCAGCCAGUCCCCUACAUCCACACUAACAGGCACAACAUCAACCACACUAACAGGAACAGCAUCAACCACCAGCCAGUCCCCUACAUCCACACUAACAGGCACAACAUCAACCACACUAACAGGAACAGCAUCAACCACACUAACAGGAACAGCAUCAACCACCAGCCAGUCCCCCACAUCCACACUAACAGGAACAGCAUCAACCACCAGCCAGUCCCCUACAUCCACACUAACAGGCACAACAUCAACCACACUAACAGGAACAGCAUCAACCGCCAGCCAGUCCCCCACAUCCACACAGACAAGAUCAACAUCACCCACCAGCCAGUCCCCUACAUCCACAGGCACAGCAUCAACCACCAGCGAGUCCCCUACAUCCACAGUAACAGGAACAGCAUCAACCACCAUCCAUUCACCUGCAUCCACACUAACAGUAACAGCAUCAACCACAAGCGAGUCCCCUACAUCCACACUAACAGGAACAGCAUCACCCACCAGCCAGUCCCCUACAUCCACACUAACAAGAACAGCAUCAACCACCAGCCAGUCCCCUACAUCCACACUAACAGGAACAGCAUCAACCACCAGCCAGUUCCCCACAUCCACAGGCACAACAUCAACCACCAGCGAGUCCCCCACAUCCACACUAACAGGAACAGCAUCAACCACCAGCCAGUCCCCUACAUCCACAGGCACAGCAUCAACCACCAGCGAGUCCCCUACAUCCACAGUAACAGGAACAGCAUCAACCACCAUCCAUUCACCUGCAUCCACACUAACAGUAACAGCAUCAACCACAAGCGAGUCCCCUACAUCCACACUAACAGGAACAGCAUCAUCCACCAGCCAGUCCCCUAUAUCCACACUAACAGAAACAGCAUCACCCACCAGCCAGUCCCCUACAUCCACACUAACAGAAACAGCAUCACCCACCAGCCAGUCCCCUACAUCCACACUAACAGGAACAGCAUCAACCACCAGCCAGUUCCCCACAUCCACAAGCACAACAUCACCCACCAGCGAGUCCCCCACAUCCACACUAACAGGAACAGCGUCAACCACCAGCCAGUCCCCCACAUCCACAUCAGCAGGCACAGCAUCAACCACCAGCCAGCCCCCUACAACUACACCUGCUUCCACAGGCGAUUUAUCCACCACAACGCAAUUACAUACAACCUCACCCACUUCCACAGUUGGUUCAAUGACCAUGACCGGCACCACCAUGACAACUACAACUUCAUCUUCCUCCAUGACUUUGGGCCCUGGUUCUUUUACCACAACAAAGAACACCAGUGACAUGACUGAGAAUGGAAACACUACCUCAAACAAUACUUCAAUGAACAUGACACAAUGCCCCUCAUUCAACUGCAACUACUCUGACUGCUAUUCAAUGUACAUCAGUCAGAACACCACUUCAUGUGCCGUCG